Messenger RNA from Drosophila subpulchrella, 927 nucleotides. RefSeq lists its product as uncharacterized. The transcript is spliced from 2 exons. The record is from RefSeq and is a predicted model, not a curated record. Bases 194 to 886 code for a protein of 230 amino acids. NCBI's taxonomy places the organism in Eukaryota, Metazoa, Arthropoda, Insecta, Diptera, Drosophilidae.
GGGAGAGAGCCCAAUUCAGCUUUUAAAAGACUGGACAAAGUUUUUAUUAAAUUCAAAUUGCAGCUUCGGAUAAGUUAAAAUCUCUUUAAAUUGGCAGUCUGCAGUUUCCGUAAGCUAAGUGGAAAUCUUGGCAACUUGGUGUUUUAGACUUUAUAACUCUCUUUACUGAGGCAAAGUGGAGAAACCUUCAGGCAUGUCGGGGCUACAAAAUAGCGGCGUUAAAGACAAUAGGACAGAUACUUCCCGUCUCGUCCGACUUAUCCAGAUUGAGCACAACUACAACUAUGUUCCACCCGACGAAUCCGAUGUAACUAAAUCUCAAUUACCACCCAAAAGGACUUUACGCCAGGUGGUUUGUUCCUUGCAUGACAGCAUAUAUCCUGGGCAGUUGGGUCAACUUGUUUUGGCUGAUUUGAAGGAGCAUACUCGUAAGGCAGAUGUGAUUUUGAGACGAUUGCGUCGAUUCCUGGCCAGUAAUCGCAGAUUCAUUGACUUUAGUCCACUGCCUCGAUUGCAGGAGGCAAUUGUGAAGCACUUGGCGGAGGAGAUGAGUUGCUCAACCAGAUUUUACGAGUGUGCAGAUGGGAGGAGAUAUUUGGUUGCAUAUAGGCCGGGAAUCGAACCCAAUCCCCUCGAGCUGAGGGCUCGCGAAGGCAACUUUCACUGGGCUCUGGAGGUCGAUCCUGCGGAUGAGGCGACUGAGCAGACCAGGAUCUCCUUUCGCAAGAAGAAACUCUACCUGGACCAGAUGUCGCAUCUGGAGGAUCGCCAGUUGGCUGAGUAUUCCUGCCGUUUGGGCCGGAAAAUUCUCGAGGAGUGGAAUGCCAACAGCCAGUCAAUCUGGAAGCGUAAAAGAUCUAAACAAAAAAUCAUGAAGACCAUGUAGUCAUAAGAUAUAUUUAGGUAUUAGGUUUGAAAUUAUCCACA